AUGGCUUCUCGCUCAAACGUAGUGCGCGCGCUGCGAGUCCCGGGCCGGUGCUUGAGGCUGGAUGCUCGGGCUGGGCGAACUCUCACCAACACCACCAGCAACGGCCUUCCCUCCGCAGCUUAUGGACGAUGCGCAGCCACGGCUUCAGCCCCCAGGUUCUUCUCAGCCGCCACGGCUCGCCAUGCCAAAAGCACCGCCGAGAUGUACCCGUCGCUGAAGCGCGACCCCAAGUAUGCCGAGGUGACCAAGGAGCACGUCGCCUACUUCAAGGAGCUGCUUGGGUCGUCGUCUGCGGUCAUCGACGGCGUCAAUGCUGACGCUGCAGGUGACAUUGAGCCGUUCAAUGAGGAUUGGCUUCACAAGUACAAGGGACAGUGCCGGCUGGUGCUCAAGCCCGGCUCCACCGAGGAUGUCAGCAGCAUCCUCAAGUACUGCAAUCAACACAAGCUGGCCGUUGUUCCCCAGGGGGGUAACACUGGUCUCGUGGGUGGAUCUGUCCCCGUCUUUGACGAAAUCGUCAUUAGCAUGGCACGUAUGAACACUAUCCAUUCGUUUGAUGAGGUCAGCGGGUCUCUGGUGGCAGAUGCCGGCUGCAUCUUGGAGGUUGUGGACCAGUUCCUCGCCUCAAAGGGAUACAUCUUUCCCCUUGAUCUGGGAGCCAAGGGGUCGUGCCACAUUGGAGGCAACGUCGCCACAAACGCUGGUGGUCUACGCUUGCUGCGAUAUGGCAGCUUACACGGGAGCGUCUUGGGCCUUGAGGCUGUGCUCCCUGAUGGCACCAUCCUGAAUGAUCUGGGGACCCUGCGCAAGAACAACACUGGCUUCGACCUGAAGCAGCUACACAUUGGCGCUGAGGGAACGAUCGGCAUCAUCACCAAGGUGUCCAUCCAGUGCCCCCAGCGCUCUGCGGCCGUUAACGUCGCAUACUUUGGUCUCGAGUCCUUUGAGAAGGUGCAGGAGGCGUUCAAGGAGGCCAAGAAGCAGCUAUCCGAGAUCCUCUCGGCUUUUGAGCUGAUGGACCUCCAGAGUCAGCAGCUUGUUAGCAAGGUGCGCCCGGACGUUCAGAAACCGCUGGAGGAUGACCACCCCUUCUACUGUCUGAUCGAGACAAGUGGCUCCAAUGCGGAGCACGACUAUGCAAAGCUAGAAAAGUUCCUGGAGGAUGUCAUGGCCAAGGAGAUCAUUUCCGAUGGCGUGGUUGCCCAGGACGAGACCCAGGUGAAGACCCUCUGGAGCUGGCGCGAGGGUGUCCCAGAGUGCAUCGGCCACUGGGGAGGUACCUACAAAUAUGACGUCUCGAUCCCUAUCGCGGACAUGUAUCAGAUCGUCGACGACGUCCAUGCUCGCCUGCUCGAGGCCGGACUCGUUGGUGACACCGACGAGUACCCUGUGAUCGGCACCUCCGGCUACGGGCACAUGGGAGAUGCCAACAUCCACCUCAACGUCGCCGUCCGACGUUAUGAUUCGGCAGUCGAGAAAGUCCUGGAGCCCUACGUCUACGAGUGGGUCGCGGGCCGCAAAGGAAGCAUAAGCGCUGAGCAUGGUCUUGGCCUCGCGAAGAAGAACUACAUUGGUUACAGCCGAGAUGAAACCACAAUCGGCCUGAUGAAGCAGAUUAAGCACCUGUAUGAUCCUUGGCAGACAUAA
Clonostachys rhizophaga is the source of this 1647-nucleotide messenger RNA. Lineage: Eukaryota; Fungi; Ascomycota; Sordariomycetes; Hypocreales; Bionectriaceae. The record is from the annotation of a GenBank genome assembly.